GUGAUCUAGGGUUUGGCCCACGCGUUUUCCUCCAUGGGUUCUCUCCACGGAAGCUCUGAACCCCGCCAUGAAUGGCUUCAACGAAGCUCAAAACACUGAACGAUCCUUUUACAUUGCCAUAGUUAAGAUAGCAGUUUCUCAAAUUUGUGAAGCCUCAGGCUUCGAUUCUUCUCAAGACUCUGCCCUUGAAACCUUCUCAGACGUGGCCACAAGAUACCUGGAAACCCUAGCUCGUUUCGCCCAUUCUCAUUCCAAUUUAUGUGGCAGGUCACAAUGCAAUAUUUUUGACGCCAUUAAUGCGAUUGAGGAUAUGAGUUCCCCUCUAGGGUUUUCUGGAGCUUCAGACUGUAAUCGUUUAAUUUUGAGCUCUGGAGUUGUUAAAGAAAUCAUGGAUUAUGUUAGUUUAGUUGAGGAGAUCCCUUUUGCUAGGCGGAUACCUCGAGACACCGGUCCUAGAGAGAGAAAGAGGAGCUACCGUAGUUUCAUUCAAUCAGGCAAAGAGUCACCUUUUAGGCAUGUCCCUUUAUGGCUCCCUGCUUUCCCUGAUUCCCUCACUAGCAGAAGUAGUUCAGAGAGAGAGGGUAGAUUUGGGGUUUCUGAAAAGGACUUUAACUGUAAUUCUCUGAUGAUGACUGUUCACAGUGAAAGUCAUAAGCUUGAUUCUAAGGUUUCAUCUGGUUCUAAGUUGAUGAGAGAGAAAGGAAUAGUUGGGGUUUCUGAACUGGGCUUUAAUUGUGAACCUUUGCUGAAUGUUCACUGUGAAAAUCAUAAUCUUGAUUGCAACAUUUCAUCUGGUUCUAAAUUGAAGAGGGAGAAUGGGAUUUUGCCUUGUAAGAAGCCGAUUGUUCGGUUUAAGCUUGGUUCUAUGACUUCGACCAAGAAUUUCAUGUCUGGUUCUUCUAAAUUGGAGCCUAGAGAUUUGAGUUGCAGGGACAAAGGAUUAUGCUGGUUUCCAUUUGAGCUGGAAAAUGGGGUGAAGAGAAUUAGAACAGAUGAUGCUUUUGAGGAAGCUCUUGAAGAUGGAUAGGAAAGUUAAAGUCAGCCUGUCAUGGCUUUACUGUUUUUCAAUGCAUUAACUCCGGUGAAGAAAUCAACGAGUCUCCAAGUGGUGGUCCCAGUAAGGCUUAACACCGUUUAUCAAGGUGCUUAUGAAUAUAUCAUCUUGUUUCUCUCUAUUUUUACUCUCUUGUGUCUUUCUUUGAAUAGAUUGAAAUUUCUCCCUUGGUAACAGUUACCCAAUGAUCAUGGCUUAACCACUUUGGCAGACAUGGAACAUAAAUUUGUGCACUGUCUGACUUGGUGGUGUCAGUUAUUGGUUUCAGAAUGAAUGUGAACUCUUCCACCACAGUUGAAUUUUGAUAAUUGGUCUCCACUAGGUAUAUACUUCAGUAUUGAGAGGCAUCCUCAUUAUGUUAUUGUCCUCUCAUUAGAAUUUGGUAGCGGUGUUCACUUUGUUUUUUCCAAUAGGUUCCACCAGAUGUGAAGUGCCUGGAUGUUGGAGUUAUUUGACAUAGGAAUUUGGCACUUAUCACCAUGCGUCGUGUUCCAAGUGAUGAUUGUAAAUUGAUUGAGCACCAAUUUAUAGCAGUGGAAAAACUGUCAGGUUUAUUCACUACCUAGUUGAAUGUAUUGGUAUCUUGUAAUUCUAAUGG
Amborella trichopoda is the source of this 1652-nucleotide messenger RNA. The record is from RefSeq and is a predicted model, not a curated record. Lineage: Eukaryota; Viridiplantae; Streptophyta; Magnoliopsida; Amborellales; Amborellaceae.